Messenger RNA from Malurus melanocephalus (red-backed fairy wren), 568 nucleotides. RefSeq names its product chromosome unknown C12orf57 homolog (gene CUNH12orf57). The record is from RefSeq and is a predicted model, not a curated record. The coding region runs from base 27 to 410 and encodes 127 amino acids. Lineage: Eukaryota; Metazoa; Chordata; Aves; Passeriformes; Maluridae. The transcript has 3 exons. Gene Ontology annotation, biological process: post-embryonic development.
GAGCCGCGGCCACCGCGCCGCGCUCCAUGGCGGCCUCCGCGCAGCCCCCGGUGCCGCCGGCGCUGAGCGCGGAGCAGGCGAAGGCGGUGCUGGCGGAGGUGAUCAAGGCGUUCGGGGCGCCCGAGAACGCGCAGCGCAUGGAGGAGGCUCGGGACAACGCCUGCAACGACAUGGGCAAGAUGCUGCAGUUUCUUCUGCCCGUGGCCACCCAGAUCCAGCAGGACGUGAUCAAGGCCUACGGUUUCAGCAGCGACGGUGAAGGAGUCCUGAAAUUUGCCCGSCUGAUCAAGUCUUACGAGUCGCAGGACCCGGAGAUCGCCAGCAUGUCGGGCAAGCUCAAGGCCAUGUUCCUGCCGCCUAUGACGCUGCCGCCGCACGGUGCCGGCACCGGUGGAGUUGCUGCCUCCUGAGCCCGUGGAGUUCUCCCGGUGCUCCAAUUGAUGUGUUCCUUCCGAGUGCAGGUUCUGUCAGCCCUGGGAAUGGGGCACUUGAACAAGGGAGAUACUGACCUGGAAGGAAUGGGAUGCUUUGUGCCCACUUGUGUGUCUCCUCGUGAAUAAAACGUUGG